Molecule: messenger RNA, 2258 nt
Organism: Diachasmimorpha longicaudata
Lineage: Eukaryota; Metazoa; Arthropoda; Insecta; Hymenoptera; Braconidae
Product: odorant receptor 13a-like
Exons: 8
Coding region: 16-1257 (413 amino acids)
Biological process (GO): sensory perception of smell; detection of chemical stimulus involved in sensory perception of smell
Cellular component (GO): plasma membrane
Molecular function (GO): olfactory receptor activity; odorant binding
Source: RefSeq, a predicted model, not a curated record
UCCAAACUCGGCAGUAUGAAUACUCGAGUGACAAAUGUGAACAACAGGGACAUUUCAUCAUUCCGUUAUUUUUUUUCUACAGAUGUAUUCCUCUUGCAAUUCACUGGUGCUUCUUCCAUCGGUGAUGUCUUUGAAAACACUCCACGGAGAGAACGAUGGUGGGAAUUAUUUGUUUCCAUCUGUGGUAUCAUCGUUCCUUCCUUCGUAUUGUUUUGUGAAUUCACCACUGUCUAUCUAGCGGCUAAAAAGGAUCUGAAUUUCAUGAUUGAAGCGUUGACAGCAACAUUCUCAGGUCUUUUGAGCAUUAUGAAAGGAAUACGGCUCUGGACACAUCGGGUUGAUCUUUUUAACCUUUUGCAAAAUCUAUCUAAACUGUGGGAAUCGGCGAAACUUAAUCAGCUAAUCACUUCGGAAAUGAUCAAAACUGCCGAACGAACGAAACGCAUUCGAUCCUAUUAUUGCGGCGUUGUCAUUGUGCUUGCUCUCUCUUAUUGCCUUCGUCCAUACACAUUACUUCUCAAUCAUUCUCUUUACGCCAUGAAUGAAAGUUACGAUUUCUCGGUAACGAUAUAUCCUGCAACGUAUCCUUUCUCCACUGGAGAAUACAUCAGCUAUUUGAUCUGUCUCGCCUACGAGAUCAUCGUCAUGGUAUGUGUCAUAACUUACUGGAUCACCUGUGACGGUCUUUUUGCUCAGAUCACAAUACAUUUAUCACUGCAAUUCGAAAUAUUAGCUGAGGAAUUGAAGCAGAUAAAUACAAUUCACAAAGAUCAUUCAAAAGUAUACGUUGAAAAUCAGCAGUUAGCUACUAUUGCUCAGCGACACAAUGAGAUGUUCUUACAUUGCGCCACAGCAGAAGACUUUUUCAACCCCAUAAUUUUUCUUACGGUGUUAAUCAAUGGGGCUCACUGUUGCUUCUGCAUGUUCAGCUUGGAAAAGGAAUUAUCGAAUGGAGAUUUAAACGAAAUAAUGAAGAAUCUCUUCCAUAUAAUGGCUCUUUCAGGUCAAACAAUCGUUUACUGUGGUUAUGCAGAUCGUUUAACUCAUCAGACCUCCAAAAUAAGUGACGCAAUUUAUAAUUCUGCUUGGAUUGAUCAGAGUAAAAAAUUCAGACUCAUGUUGUUAACAAUGCUUAUGCGUGCUCAGAAAGAAUAUAUAUACACGUCUUACGGUAUCAUUACCCUUAACCUGCAGCGAGUAACAAGGAUCGCCAAUGCGGCUAUGGGAUAUUUUGCUCUCUUACGUAGCAUGCCAUGAAUGAUGGAAUAAUUUAUUUAAAUCAUUUUGCCCUUUACCACAGAAGGGUGAUCGAACCAGAGAUACAAAAUGGCUCGAACAGCAGCAUUGUUUGUAUGAAAAAUGUCACCAACAUUAUUGUUUGAUGUUGAAGAGUAAAAUUUCAAUUGAUCUUCAUCUUUUCCAUUAUCUACUUCUCAAGUUCUUUUAGCCACAACAGUCAUCAAAUGUGUUUGUAAAAAUUUAUAGUAAAAUAAUCUACAAGAUUCUCUCGGUGCUGACGACAAUGCAAAGCCAAUUAUUUGAAAAGAGGAAUUGCGCGGGAACCGCAGCCUGCGCGCAGCGGCAGUUGAUUCGAAUGGUAGUCCACAGCGAUUGAAUCAGGACUUGAGUAGAAUAGGUCCCAAUUUUCGUUUCAGUCCCUCGGGUAUGGUAUCAUACUCAAAUCUUAAAAAACAAUUUUUUGGUGGAAUCGUGCGUGCUUUGGGGUGAAAUUCUAAACGGACAAGAAAAUGGGUAAAAAGUACCACGAAAAUUAUAGUUGGGAUUAUGGGGUAGGAAAACCGCCCUUAUCAAAGCAUUUGUCUUUUUCAAUCAAAAUUUACUACCACUUGAAUGAACACUGAUUAGUGUACACAGAAAAAUUACAUUUUUACGUUACGUAAAAAAUACCACUUGUGUGAUUCUCCAGGAUGGUCUUUUAAACACGCGGUGAAACAUGCGCAGGAAAUUAUUACCCACCUUUUGAUGUAGAUCAUUCUGCGACUUUGAAUCCUUAUUGCGUGGCAGUCAAAGUAAAAUUGCUAUAAUAAAUAUAUUUAACGUGAUUCGGUACAAGACGUAACUGAUGUUACAUGCGAUUGCUUAUAACAUAUAUUGUGUUAUAUUUUUUAUAGCAAAAAAAAUUACUACAAAAUCAUAAUAUGGUUCCGAGGUGAGCUAAUGUUCAAAGUUUUGGGUUCCCAUUUUAUUGCCUGUUAAAACCGCUGUCAAAUUCUAAGAUUUCCGCAAAAAUUACGGUA